This is a messenger RNA of Funneliformis caledonium, 1871 nucleotides long. Lineage: Eukaryota; Fungi; Glomeromycota; Glomeromycetes; Glomerales; Glomeraceae. The record is from the annotation of a GenBank genome assembly.
CCCCAAAUACGUUAAACUUGGAUUUAAGUCAAACGGUAUGGAAACCACCUACAGACUCAAAAGAAUUACAUUUCAUUCAAUUAGUUUCAAAAAGGUUAUCAACUUUACAAUUUAAAACUACGGAAUUCUUGGAAAAAUUAGAUAAUGAAAUACAAAAGGUGUCUGAUUUUUUUGUUAAAGAAUCGAAUUCACUUGUAAAGAAAGGUGAACAACAUGUAAUAGAUUCGGAGAGUAAAAUGUUGGAAUCUAUUAUUAAAUUAGAAAAAUUUGUUUUAUUGAGUUAUACAGGUUUAGUUAAAAUAUUAAAAAAACAUGAUAAACAUUCUGGAUUAAAUAUUGGAGAAGCUUAUCUUUAUAGAAUUGUCUCACUCCCUCUAACAAAAUCUGAAUCACUUUUGACUUUAAAAAAAUAUUUAAUGGAAAAAAUUGUGCAAGGCAUUUCUCCUAACGCAAUAACAACAACUAAUAUUAAUAAUGGAAUUAUGACGGAAAGUAACAAUUAUGAAACUUUCGAUGCAACUACUGCAGCAAAAACCUCAUUGUCUCCCUCGUUAGGUACGACACUUUUACCAAAUCUUUUAAUAUCAAAAGCUUCCCAACACUCAUCAGCUGCAGAAGGAAAUUGGUUUCCGCCAUCGGAUUUAUUACCUCACCAAAAAGUUAUUGCUUCGCUUACUGGACCUCAUGGAACUGAUAUUAUAGGAUCCAUAUUUGAAUGCAUGGCAAAACAUGAUUGCGAAGUUGAGGAUUUUAUGUUAUCUAGAUUAUAUCACAAUGUUACUUUUGGUGUAUUAAUUACGUUAAACUCUGAUAAUAUAGAUUUAUUCAGAGAUUUAGCUGAAGCAUCAAGAAAAUGGGAUGGUACUUUAUCUUUUGAUAUUCACGAUAGUAAUCAAAGCUACUUUGUAUCGUCUAUUGAAGAUGCUCCAUAUGAAAAUCGUAUUAAAUAUACUGCCACUGUAUUAAAUCAAAAGGGUUUAACCCCUCAAUUUUUAAAUGAUUGGACGAAAUUUUUGUUAAAAGAAAAAAUUUCUGUAGAAAAAAUGCAAAGAUUAAAUGAAGGAAAGUUAUCUUGUGCCGAUUAUAAAUUAUCUGUACCAGUCACAACAAAUUUUGAAAGAUUAAGACAAGAAUUAUUCAUUCUAAGUACUUCUCAUGGUACGGAUGUUGCUAUACAACCUUAUGAUGUUUUUAGAAGACAUAAGAGACUAGUCGUGUUUGAUAUGGAUUCUACUCUUAUUCAACAAGAGGUUAUUGAUGAAAUUGCUAGACAUGCCGGUGUUGUUAAUGAAGUUGCCUCUAUUACUGAAUUAGCCAUGAACGGUGAAAUUGAUUUUAAAGAAUCUCUUAAACGUCGAGUUUCUCUUCUUAAAGGAACACCUGUGAAAGUUUUAAAUACUGUUCAAGAGAGUUUAACUUUUACUGAAGGUGCUCGUUUUCUUUGUAAAGCAUUAAAGAAAAUUGGUUUCAAAUUGGCAGUUAUCUCCGGUGGAUUUAUUCCUUUAGCAAAAUAUGUUAAAAAUGAACUCGGAUUAGAUUAUGCUUUUGCAAAUCAACUUAAAGUUUCGUCAGAUGGACUAACACUUACGGGUGAAACGGUUGGUCCUAUAGUUGAUGCUGAACGUAAAGCUGAAUUGCUUGAAGUUAUUGCUCAGGCUGAAAAUGUUACUUUAGAACAAGUAAUCGCUGUUGGUGAUGGUGCAAACGAUUUACUAAUGUUGGCGAAAUCUGGUUUAGGUAUCGCUUUUAAUGCUAAACCAAGGGUACAAGAAAAGGCACGAGCUAGGAUUAACCAAAAAAGUUUAAAAUAUGUUUUAUAUUUAUUAGGAUAUACUGAUGAAGACGCUAAACAAUUAUAUUCUGAUUAUUGA